CCGGACUUCGAAUAUGCACCAUUUCUAAUGUCCUGUGCAUGUGGCUGCAGUUCACAAAUCCUCCACCAAUAAGUUUUAUUCCUACUUAUUCCUACUGCACCUGCUAACUAUCAAACGAUUUUCAAUGAUGUUUAGUCGUGCGCGUUCACAAUAAGUCAUGAUUAUUAAGUGUCUGCCUUUAGACAUGACAAGAUCUAUAUUUGGCCAGAUAAGGUUUAUGUAAUCCAAUGUAAUUCUCGACAAAUCGACGUUGAUUCGUAACGCCCAGCUGAGAUACCAAGGAUACGAUGCUUAUGGUUGGUUACAUGCUUUGAGCCUUACGUUGCUUGACCACCAUUCAGCCCAUAGCGCCACGAAUCUCUAUUAUCAGACAUCACUUAUAGCAUGGGAGCGCCUCAGGACGACUCGUCGAUUACCCCGACGACGAUAUCCUUCGGGAAACAAAUCCGUCAGGCUCACUUUAACUUUGCUCCCUCGUACACCCCGCUGAAUCACGGAUCCUUUGGGUCUUCUCCCUCGAAUGUUCGAGAGCAUCAGCGGCGGCUGCAACGUGAAACCGAGGCGAGGCCAGAUACAUUCAUACGCUUCGAAUAUCCUAGACUCCUACGGGAAGCAAGAGAAGCCGUUGCCCCGCUGUUGGGAGCAGAGACCGACGAAGUGGUUUUUGUUCCUAACGCAUUAACGGCAAUCAAUACCGUCCUAAGGAAUUUGACGUAUCGCGGUGGCGACGUCAUAGUAUAUUUUAGUACGAUAUAUGACGCAUGUCACAAGACUAUUCAGUCUCUAGAGGAGACUACUAGAGUUAGAGGACAUUGCGUCGAGUUAGUGUACCCGGUUGAGGAUAAUGAAAUCCUCGAUAAGUUCCGCUCCGCAAUCAUCGAGGUCCGGAGCCAAGGCAAGUCGGUUAAACUGGCUCUGUUUGAUACUAUCCUCACCUUCCCGGGAGUGCGUUUUCCGUGGGAAAGUCUGGUACCUAUAUGUAGAGAAUAUGGGAUUCUAAGUUGUAUAGAUGGUGCACAUGGGAUAGGUCACAUCGAUUUGCGACACGCCUCUCAAGUCGGACCAGAUUUCUUCAUUACCAACUGCUACAAGUGGCUUAUGGUGCCUCGUGGGUGCACGGUGCUCUACGUACCAUAUCGUAAUCAAGCUCUGAUUAGGACGACCUACCCAACCGGUGAAGGUUAUCAGCCAGCUGAGCACCGCGUGGAGAUGUCCGAAAGGGCCUAUUUUGUCAAAUUGUUUGAGAAGGUGUCUACGGUAGACACUACUCCGUAUAUAUGUGUGACAGAAGCGCUCAAGUUUAGAAACCAAGUUUGCGGCGGCGAGGAGAAGGUGCGCAACUAUAGCGUGAAUUUAGCAAAAGAUGGCGGCGAGUUGAUGGCAGCAAUCAUGGGAACGGAAGUCCUCGAGAACCGAGCAGGGACACUUCGAGAUUGCUUCUUUACUAACGUGAGACUACCCUUGGACGUAGUAACAGAAGAGUCGCAAGAGCAUCAGACAGGUAAGGUUCUAGCUCGAGACGGACAGGCAGUAGCCGAUUGGAUUACGAAGACGACCGUUGAAGAGUAUGAGACUUUCAUAGCGACGAGAUAUUACGCCGGCGCGUUUUGGGUUAGGAUUUCUAGUCAGAUUUACCUUGACCGCGCGGAUUUCGAAUGGGCUGCUAAUGUGUUGCUUGAACUUUGCGGCCGUGUGAGAAAAGGUAUACGGCCGUCGAAGCAGAACACUAUGGUUGAUAUGAUUGUGGCCUAAUAAUAGCCAACAGGAGAGAGAGCCGCUAUAAUGGUGGCGUAUGCAGGUUCUGCAGGUAUACUGAGAUGUCCAAAUUGGGCGCCACGGUGAGGUUAGGAGUUGUGUUACCAAUUAAUCCGAAUGGCUGAUGGAGCUUGUUUAUUUACACUCAAAUUUUUUCUCGUCGAUGAAUGAAGAUCAUGAAGAUCAUGAAGAUAAUCCCGUGUGUAAGUGAGUGAGCUGUAGGUGGCGUGGGGGAAUGGGGGAAUACGAUAUCAGAUAUCAUUACUCUCAUUUCGUUUUGUUAGCCAUCCAGCCUUUCGUCAUUUAAGGAGUCAUGGCUCGAAAUAAAUGCCGCCAAUGUCGUGGCUUGAUUGACA
This is a messenger RNA of Daldinia decipiens, 2111 nucleotides long. RefSeq names its product PLP-dependent transferase. The coding region runs from base 385 to 1752 and encodes 455 amino acids. The transcript is spliced from 2 exons. The record is from RefSeq and is a predicted model, not a curated record. Lineage: Eukaryota; Fungi; Ascomycota; Sordariomycetes; Xylariales; Hypoxylaceae.